Messenger RNA from Cladocopium goreaui, 786 nucleotides. Lineage: Eukaryota; Dinophyceae; Suessiales; Symbiodiniaceae. The record is from the annotation of a GenBank genome assembly.
AUGGUGCGCUACCCUGGCUUUUCGGCUAACCUGGCGAUGCUUUUCCAGGACGUGCCUCUUUUGGAGCGCUUCGCACGCGCGCGGAGCGCGGGCUUUGGAGCGGUGGAGAUCUCGAGCAACGAGCUCUUUGAGCACUGCCCCAAGGAGGUGGCCAGUCACCUGAAGGGUGAAGGCUUGGACUGCGUCCUGUUCAACCUCCCGGCUGGUGACUGGCGCGGAGGUGAACGGGGCCUGGCGGCGCUCCCAAAACGACAGGAGGAGUUUCUGCGUAGUCUGCAGCAAGGAGCUGACUAUGCAGAGAGGCUCGGAUGUUCGCGAGUUCACUGUCUGGCGGGUCUACUGGGCUCUUCGGAGAUCUAUCGAUCGAACCUGCAGAAAGCUGGGGAAGUCUUGGGGCCGAUGGGUGUUGAGGUCCUGAUAGAGCCCAUCAACCAACGGAGCAUGCCAGACUAUCACCUGAAAUCCUUCGGCCAAGCAGAAAGGCUCCUGGCAGAGGUCUCGCGUCCAAAUGCGCCGGUGAAGCUGCUGUUUGACUUCUUUCACUGCCAGAUUCUCCAUGGUGAUCUCACGAUGAACUUGAGGAAGUACGCAGAUAUCAUUGGACACGUGCAAGUGGCAGGGGUACCGGAUCGUGGCGAACCGGAUGCCAGGCAGGAAGUGAACUUCAGGCACCUCUUCCAGGUGCUUCGAGAUGAACUGGGCUACAAGGGACACAUUGGAUGCGAGUACCAACCGCGCGGAAAGACUGAGGACGGUCUAAAAUGGCUGGAUGAACUGGUUGAGUGA